CUUCUUGUCCGUCGGUGGUGAUCUCAGUCGGUGCAGGCAUCUCAGGGACCAAGACACCAGCCGUGAUGCAGCGGGCUUUGUUCAGCCGGAGCGCGCUGCUCGCCCAGCAGGCAGCAGCGGCCCUCGACAGUCCGCUGGCCGCGAGGAGCGCGCCCCUGCUACAGCGCCUGGACCGCUCCAUGUCCUCCGUCACCAUCCCGCCACCGGCAUGCAUGCUCCGGCCGCUUGAAGCUCCACUGCGCUACCUGUUCGGACCGGGACCCUCAAACGUUCCUCCACGUAUCUUAGCUGCAGGGGGCAAGCCAAUAAUUGGUCACCUGCACCCAGAAAUGUACGAGAUCAUGAAUGACAUUAAGAGAGGGAUCCAGUACGCCUUUCAGACAGAGAACAACAUGACUAUAGCUAUGAGUGGCUCCGGACACGCGGCUAUGGAGUGUGCGGUGUUCAACACGGUGGAGCCCGGAGAGAGCGUGCUCAUCGCCAUCAACGGAAUCUGGGGAGAGCGCGUUGCAGAAAUUGCAGAGAGAAUGGGUGCCAAUGUACAUAGAAUGGUAAAAUCACCUGGAGGAUAUUUCACUAAUAAGGAAAUUGAACAGGCCAUAGCAAAACACAAGCCUGUCCUGUUUUUCCUCACACAUGGAGAGUCCUCUGCUGGCCUCUGUCACCCAGUCGAUGGUAUUGGAGACAUCUGCAGAAAACAUGACUGCCUCUUCCUGGUCGACACUGUUGCUUCGCUUGGAGCAGCACCCAUUUUUAUGGACAAGCAAAAUAUUGACAUCCUGUACACUGGUUCUCAGAAAGCUCUGAAUGCGCCUCCUGGCACAGCCCCCAUCUCUUUUAAUGACAGAGCAUGCCACAAGAUGUUUAACAGGAAAACAAAACCAGUAUCCUACCUCUUUGACAUGACACAUUUGUCCAACUACUGGGGUUGCGAUGGCAACCCAGCCAGAGCAUACCACCACACUGGUCCAGUGUCUGGAUUCUUCGCUCUGAGAGAGAGUCUGGCCAUUCUUGCUGAGAAGGGGCUGGAGGAGUCCUGGAAGAAACACAAGGAGGUGGCAGCCUAUCUGUACAGAGGACUGGAAGACCUGGGCCUCAAACUCUUUGUUCAUGAAAGGGAUUUGAGGCUUCCCUCCGUCACCACCAUUACCAUCCCUGACGGCUACAACUGGAGGGAGUUGUUGGUCUACAUCAUGAAACACCACCAGAUGGAGAUGACCGGUGGCCUGGGACCUUCCAUUGGCAUGGUGAUGAGGAUUGGAUUGAUGGGAUACAACUGUGAGAAGACUAAUGCUGAUAUGGCACUGCACGCCCUGGCAGACGCUCUCAAGAACUGCAAAAAGAGCAAGGCUUAAGAGGCCAGAUUCCCAUGACCAUUCAUUAGGGAUUUAAAAAAAAAAAAAAAAAAAAAAAAAAAAAAACAUUUCAGAGUCCCCACAGGCAGGACACCUGGAUCAGUGCAUACAUCAAAGGAAUGUAUAUGUGCUUUUCACUGCAGAGAUUUUAUAAAACACGGGCCAUACGCCUUAAUUGUAUAAGUAGGCUAGUUUUGAAAUUAAAAAAGCAGAUGUCACAUUGCCCAUGCUGAGUGCUCUGAAAGAUGUCAAUAAAGUGUGCUUUAUUUUAUCAAACAA
This is a messenger RNA of Seriola aureovittata, 1634 nucleotides long. RefSeq names its product alanine--glyoxylate and serine--pyruvate aminotransferase b (gene agxtb). Gene Ontology annotation, molecular function: L-serine:pyruvate transaminase activity; L-alanine:glyoxylate transaminase activity. The transcript is spliced from 11 exons. Bases 66 to 1355 code for a protein of 429 amino acids. The record is from RefSeq and is a predicted model, not a curated record. Lineage: Eukaryota; Metazoa; Chordata; Actinopteri; Carangiformes; Carangidae. Gene Ontology annotation, cellular component: peroxisome.